This is a messenger RNA of Myiozetetes cayanensis, 469 nucleotides long. RefSeq names its product gallinacin-8-like. Lineage: Eukaryota; Metazoa; Chordata; Aves; Passeriformes; Tyrannidae. Bases 16 to 405 code for a protein of 129 amino acids. Gene Ontology annotation, molecular function: chemoattractant activity; CCR6 chemokine receptor binding. The record is from RefSeq and is a predicted model, not a curated record. Gene Ontology annotation, biological process: cell chemotaxis; defense response to bacterium. The transcript is spliced from 4 exons. Gene Ontology annotation, cellular component: extracellular region.
UGCUGUGAGAAGUCCAUGUCCUUGGCCAGCUGGUCCGUGGCAGGUCUGUCAUCAGCAGGAGUAUAUAAAGACAGUUCUUUUGGGGCAAGACAUCACUUUGGGGAGCCACCCUUUAGGAAGAAGCAGGUAGGACAGACUGGCCCCUCUGCUGAAGUCCUCUUGGAUGAGCUGAAGCUGUUGGAUUUGGUGGCUCUGAAUUUGGACAUGAAGAUCUUUUCCCUUUUAUUUGCCGUUCUCCUCUUAAUGCUCCAAGGGACUUCAGGUUUCAUGCGCGCCCCCAACAACGAGGUGCAGUGCAAACAGGCUGGGGGUGUUUGUUCCACCGACCAUUGUCCCCCACCCAACACAAGGUCCUUUGGGCGCUGCCAGCGAGGGAUCCCUUGCUGUAGGACCGUGUAUGAUUAGUGACCACUGACAUCUCAGAUGGGCUAAGCAAAGCUUCUGGAAAUUUAAGAGAUGCAUGUGCACA